UUGAAGACCACCGCAAAGACAUGUUGGGAAAAUAAUCUUGACCGGUUGACGCUCACUAAAUGAAAGCAAAUAUACGUUCAGUUGUAAAUCUGAUGAUGGAAGCAUGUAAAGAGAAAAACCUAAAGGAGUCAGCUCCGCCCUGCCAACACAGAAAAGCAACAUUGUUUGAAAGUUUUCUCAUGGACAUGGAGACCAUAUCAAAAUUUCCAUUAGCUGACUCAUUUUUUAUUUUUUUCUUAUUGGUGGUUUCAAUAUUUUGUGCCUGUCUUGAGAGCAUGUUUGCUGUAGGCUAUUUACAAAAGAGUGAACUGUUAAACGAAAACGAAUGUAUGUUGCUCAAGUUCAUUGUUUGGUCCACAUUUUUUUGGCCGGCACUUUUCGGUCACCUGGCGAUUCUUCAGCAGUUUACACGCGCGAUUAUCAGGGAAGAAAAUCUUUUGCACAGAAACCCACACACACUAACAUCGGACCAGGAAGAAAUACGUAUUGGAGACCAAAGAAAUGGAAAGGACAAGAAUUUAAAGAACAGUCGGACUCUUAAACUGGAUUGCGUCAUUCGGCGUUACGCCUGGGAGCAGCUGAUAGAGGAGUCUUGCGAACACAUCAGCGACUUUCUGGUGGCGCAUAAGAAAUACUUCACCUAUGAGGUGGACUGGUCGGCGCUGACCUUCAAACACAAGGUCACCAAGUUGUCUCCCAAGGUGAAGGACGGAACUGUGAUCAAGACACAACGGGGAGAUAUACAAACAGGCACGCAAUGGGUUCCGCUCUGGGCGUGUUACUAUGACAACCAAACCGACUGUAAACAAGGUCACGCUUUCAGAGGAUCACGCGGCACAACAACAUGGGUGGAAGUCGACUUAGACCAGUGUUAUUCAAUCAAUCGACAGGUUCAGCUGUGUGCCCUCAGAGACCUCCCUCAACGUUUAAAAAUGGACAUAGAAAUAGUCAAAUUCCCCAAUCUAACCAAGGUCAAAGGUGAAGUGUUCCAAAAGGUUCAGAACUGGCAUGUCGACUCACUGGUUGAAGUGGAGCCAUCGUCUCGAGCCCAUGCUCAGCUGUUAGCGAGACAAGAGUGCUCUGUUGUGGAGUUUGAGAUUCGAACCACUUUAUCCAACCCUAAAGGAGAGUUGCCGGUUAAAUUCACAUACAAUAAGAGAGACAUCUCAUUUGUGUCAUACAUUAAAGACUUACAUGAGGCUUUUCAGCUUGUGAAAGACGGCGGAGUUCUUAGACCAAAAGAAAUGGCAUGUGUGGAGUUGAUUGAGGAGAAGUGGCUGGACAAAGAUGGCGUGGAGCACUCGACCUCCCACCCCCAGAUCAUCACCCGGGGCACCUGUGUCUGCCUUAACUGGACUGACCAGAGAGUGGACAUCAAGACCAGUCCAUUGUCAAUGGACGAGUCCACUUCUGAUGGGGACCACAACAUGAACAAGACGCCCAUCAAUCAUACUGAAGAAAACCCAAGCGUCAACUCAAUUGCUAUGGUUGAUUAGCUUUAUACAAAUACAUACGUAUAUGCAUAUUGUAU
Physella acuta is the source of this 1531-nucleotide messenger RNA. RefSeq lists its product as uncharacterized. Lineage: Eukaryota; Metazoa; Mollusca; Gastropoda; Physidae. The record is from RefSeq and is a predicted model, not a curated record.